AUGGGUUUCGGUAAAUCCGAUAUACUAAUAGAACAUCAGCGCGGUAUGAUGAUCUUGGGGUACCCGGUCUUUUCGCCAAAUCUUUUGAUUCGAGGGGUGGAUCCUCCCCAUUUUCAGCUUAUAUGUGAGGGAGGUGUUUUUGUCGAACCUGAAGAAAUCAAAGCUGGGGCAGGUAUGUAUCCUCUGGACCUUAACGAAGCUGGGAAGCGGUUCAAGUGGUUUGUGUCGAUGGAUCACGCCGGGGAGUACGACACCGAUGAUCAGGGCUGGUGCUACGGGUGGAGGUUUCGAACAAGCAAAUGGAAGCCGCGAAACGGAUUUGUACGAAAGAGAUUCUGGAUACGGCUUCCAGCCGAUACAAACGUGCUUUCUCUCGACGCCUGUGGCGACGUGGGCGGCUUUUCUGGCAGCGACGAAUCACAAGAAAAGAAGACAACUAUGUUAAGUGAGCCAAAAGCCGUUAAUACUAUUGAGGAUCACCUUUUAACUCGACUCAAAAAUGCGCUCAUAGACAGACAACGAUUGGAACUGGUUUUCGACUUUCUCGAAAAAUACGUCCGUUCGACUGCCAGCGACCCAACCGCGGAUGGAAGAAGAGAGCUUUUGGAUGCCGAAACUCUCGACAAAAUCUUGGUUACUUUUCAAUACCAGGAUUCCAAAGAAAGGUUUCUACAGCGGUACAACGCGUUGUUAGUUUCCUUGCAAGGGAUGCAAGGUGGCAGUUGA
Molecule: messenger RNA, 726 nt
Organism: Lachancea mirantina
Lineage: Eukaryota; Fungi; Ascomycota; Saccharomycetes; Saccharomycetales; Saccharomycetaceae
Source: the annotation of a GenBank genome assembly